Messenger RNA from Cucurbita moschata (crookneck pumpkin), 645 nucleotides. Its product is annotated as patellin-1-like. The transcript is spliced from 2 exons. Bases 124 to 474 code for a protein of 116 amino acids. The record is from RefSeq and is a predicted model, not a curated record. NCBI's taxonomy places the organism in Eukaryota, Viridiplantae, Streptophyta, Magnoliopsida, Cucurbitales, Cucurbitaceae.
GCCCACCACACUAAUUACAACCUUAAUCUCUCAUUUAUUUUCUUCUUUGAUCUUUCUCUCCUCACAAGAGGGAAAGAUCUUCAUUUCUUGUCAUCUUUUUCUUCCUCGGUUGUUCUUCCUAUCAUGGGUGCCUGUGCCACCAAGCCUAAGGCCAAGGUCGAUACGGCCGUCAUCCCCGCACCCGAGCCUGUCGACGACAUGGUGAAGAACACCGAGGAAGUUAAGGUCGUGGAAGACGAGAAGAGGGUCGAUGAUGUAAUUGAUGAAAAGAAGAAGGACGACACCGAGAAAGUUGUCGUUGAGGAAGCCAAGCCUCCGUCUCUCGACUCCUUGCUCGUUGAGAAGGAAGCUGAAGUUCCAAGCGUGACGAAGGCGGAGGAGCAGCCACCGAAGGAGGCGGCGGCAGUGGCAGGGGCGAAAGAAGUGAAGAAGAGUGAAGAGAAAGCAGCGAAGAGGGAUGAGAAGAGCGCAUGAAGAAAUAAAAGGGAAGCGUUAUUAGUAACAGCGACAACGGAGUUGUUUUAUUGAUCUUAGCUUCUCAGCUAUUCAUUAUUCAAUUUGCGUAAUGUUUUAUGUAGGGUGUGGGGGUCUGGUCGGUGUUUCCUUUAUCAAAAUAUAGUAAUUAAAAGUAUAUUGAUGUCUAUU